This is a messenger RNA of Aspergillus heteromorphus CBS 117.55, 874 nucleotides long. RefSeq lists its product as uncharacterized. Gene Ontology annotation, cellular component: cytoplasm. NCBI's taxonomy places the organism in Eukaryota, Fungi, Ascomycota, Eurotiomycetes, Eurotiales, Aspergillaceae. Gene Ontology annotation, biological process: import into nucleus. Bases 48 to 749 code for a protein of 233 amino acids. The transcript has 2 exons. The record is from RefSeq and is a predicted model, not a curated record.
CACCCCUGCCUGCAUACACCUGCAUCUAUAGUCUCUUAGUAGUUACAAUGGCUAAUGUCGCUCUGAUCGGCUGUACUGGCAUGGUGGGGAGCCACAUCCUCACCAGCCUGCUCGCCAACACCUCCGUCGCGCGCGUCGACACCAUCUCGCGUCGCACCCCGGACGCCGCCACCACCGCCCCGCAAGAGAAGCUCACAACCUUCGUCUCCGAAGACACAACCAAGUGGUCCGCGCAGCUCUCCUCGCUAACCCCCACCCCGGGCAUCUUCUUCUCCGCCUUCGGCACGACCAGGGCCGCCGCCGGUGGCUUCGAGAACCAAUACAAGAUCGAGCAUGGCCUGAACGUCGAGCUGGCCCGCACGGCGCGCGAAGCCGGCACCAAAGUCUACGUUCUGAUCUCCUCCGCCGGAGCGGACAAGAACUCCUCCUUUGGCUACCCGCGCAUGAAGGCCGAGAUUGAGGAAGAGGCUAAGGCCCUUGGAUUCGACACGACUAUUAUCCUCCGUCCGGGGCGGAUUGCUGGUGAGCGCCAGGAGAGUCGGCCCGCUGAGGCGGUGGUGCGGUUCUUUGCUGGCUGGGCGGGCAAGAUCCAUUCUGGGUUGAAGGAUGGCUGGGCGCAGGAGUCGGAUGUUAUUGCUAAGGCGGCGGUUAAUGCGGGGAUUAAGGCGCUGAAUGGCGAUGCCCCAGCCGGGAGUGAAAAGGUUUGGGUGCUGAACGGGCAGGACAUUCUGAAGUAUGGGAGGGAGUGAUUGACUUUGGUAGACUUGGGUUUUCUAGAGAUACAGUGCCGUGGUUCUCGGUGGUUUUGUAUGGAUAAUGUGAUCAUUGUUACUUUCUUCCUGUGGGUGUUUGGUAGAUGCGUCUAUACUUAGUA